Daldinia vernicosa is the source of this 1355-nucleotide messenger RNA. Its product is annotated as phosphoglycerate mutase-like protein. Gene Ontology annotation, molecular function: sedoheptulose-bisphosphatase activity. The coding region runs from base 322 to 1062 and encodes 246 amino acids. NCBI's taxonomy places the organism in Eukaryota, Fungi, Ascomycota, Sordariomycetes, Xylariales, Hypoxylaceae. Gene Ontology annotation, biological process: ribose phosphate biosynthetic process. The transcript has 5 exons. The record is from RefSeq and is a predicted model, not a curated record.
UCUAUAACGGCUUAUGACGUUUAUUUUCCCCAUUAGUUGAUUUUGAUUCCCAUCUUACAUAGAACUUACAUAGAAUCCCCCUUUGACGUUUUUGGAGGGGUUACUUUGCACCGCAUCUAUUGCGAGGCUCACGCAACGGUCAAAAUAUUAGCCGGUAUAAGGUAGUAUCUCGCGGUUGUUCCUGGGAUUCAUAUACACACACCAUAGGAUCCAGCCUUUACUACAUCAAAGAAAUUCCCCUAGCUGCGACUCGUUGGCAGCGCAGCUCAUCUCAACUAGACUCGCUUUAGUAUUUUGAGGAAUCACUACCCGCUUGGAGCAAUGACAACUCCUCGAGUAUUCGUCAUUCGCCAUGGCGAGACCGAAUGGUCGUUGAGCGGCAAGCACACGAGCUCAACUGAUAUUCCAUUGACGGCCAAUGGAGAAAAGCGUGUGAAGGCGACUGGUCGGGCACUCGUAGGGGACGAUCGAUUAAUUGUACCCAAACAAAUCGCGCAUAUAUAUGUGUCGCCGCGAAAGCGGGCCCAGCGAACCUUUGAAUUACUCAACCUCGGUACUACGAAUCCCCUGCCGUGGAAGAAUCACGGUGAAAAGCCCACCGACGCCAAUAACCUUUGCAAUGCGCAGGUCGAGGUUACGGAGGACAUCCGUGAGUGGGACUAUGGCGACUAUGAGGGAAUGACAAGUGCCGAGAUCCGCGAGCUUCGCGCCAAGCAGGGUCUCACUCAGAGAUGGGACAUCUGGAGGGACGGCUGUGCCGGCGGAGAGAGCCCUGACGACGUCACCCGGCGCGUGGAUCGCUUAAUCAAAGAGAUUCGGGAAAAGUGGCACACGCCCGUAAUCAGCAAGCCUGAAUCAGAGCACCAAUCCCACGGGGACGUCCUGAUCGUAGCGCAUGGCCAUAUACUACGUGCUUUCGCUAUGAGGUGGAUAGGUAAGGCGUUGCAUGAUGGCCCAGCAUUUAUACUAGAAGCUGGUGGUGUUGGAAUAUUGAGCUACGAACAUCAUAACAUACACGAGCCCGCCAUACUACUGGGUGGUGCCUUUGUAGUCAGCCCAUAGACAAACAGGGAGUAUCAGAGCGCUAUAAUCUCCCAUACAUAAUAUAAUAGAAUGUAAUGCCUGGGCUAAAUGUGCCCCCUUAUGCUAAAACAUGCGUACCUAUGCCAACGAAGUACUUAUCGUCUUCGAAAAGAUUGUACCCCGGCGUGCCCAGAGCAUCGACUCGCGGUAUGCCCACAUGAACACCCCCGCGACGGCCGUCCGGCACAAUUACAAUACAUAUCUGGCAGUUUUCCGCAGCAAUAGGUGGGCUUGUACAAUUCCACAAGCACCCAAGGAUGAAAUAUAUACCG